AGCUGGCUUAGGUUUACGUACGAUGAAGAGAAUAACCUCCGCGAUUCCUGCUUUGAUUCUACCUUUCUCUGGUAAUUCUCUUCCGUUUUCUUUCUCUAAACUGCCUGAUAAAGAUGUAUGUAAAUAUGGAAGCUUUGAACCUAAUGUGAUAUGCUAUAGUACAAUUAUUGAUGGAUUUAGUAAAGAGAAACGAAUGGAUAAGGCUUUGAUUAUCUUUCAAGAUAUGUUAGAUAAGAGAAUGGAGUCAAAUGUUGUUACUUUUAGUUCGUUAGUUAAUGGGUUUUGCAUCGUUGGCCAUUGGGAUGAAGCAAAACGAUUAUUAGCUGCCAUGGUUAACAAGGGGAUUUCUCCUGAUGCGUACGUCUUUAAUGCUCUUAUUGCUCCACUUUGCAGCAAGGAGGGGAAGUUAUCAAAGGCGAUUGAAAUUCUGGAACUGAUGAUUCGUACAGGCGUGAAACCAUUUGUCAUCACCUACAAUUCUUUAAUUCAUGGAUUUAAUCAUUCUGGGCGACGGGAAGAAGCAACAAGCUUGCUCAAUAGUACGAUGAAUGAAGGUGUCCAUCAUGAUGUGACUUUCAGUUCUUUAAUACAAGCUUUAUGCAAGGAAAAGAGGAUUGAAGAAGCCAUUACAAUGUUGGAACUGAUGAGUCAGAGAAAUGUAAAGCCGGACAUUGUCACCUAUAGUUGUUGAAUACAUGAUUUGUGCAGUUCAAAGAAAUGGACAGAAGCAACAAACUUGCUUGAUAGAAAGAUGAACGAAGGAAUCCAUCCUAAUGUGGUAACUUUCAAUUCUUUAAUUGAUGCUUUAUGCAAGGAAAAGAGAACAGAAGAAGCCAUUACCUUAUUGGAAGUAAUGGGUCAAAGAAAUGUAAAACCUGACAUUGUCACCUACAGUUGUUUAAUACAUAAAUUGUGUAAUUCAAAUAAAUGGACAGAAGCAACAAGCUUGCUCGGUAGGAUGAUGAAUGAAGGUGUCCAUCAUGAUGUUGCGACUUUCAUUUCUUAAUCGAUGCUUUAUGUGAGGAAAAGAGGAUUGAAGAAGCCAUUAUCAUGUUGGAAAUGAUGAGUCAGAGAAAUGUAAAACCCUACAUUGUCACCUUCAGUUGUUUAACACAUGGACGGUGCAAAUCAGGCCAAUGUGAAGAAGCAACAAGCUUGCUCAGUAAGAUGGUCAGUGAACAUAUUGUUCUUGAUAUUAAAACUUUUAACAUUUUGUUGGAUGCUGUUAGCAAACAUGCAACAAACGACAAAGCUCGUGAAGAACUGAAGGUAAUGGAUCAACAUGGUGUGAAGCCUAAUGGAUUUACUUACAGGACAAUUAUCAGAAUGUAUUGUGCGCUUGGUUAAAUGAACAAGGCAAAGGAUGUCUUUGAUUCAAUGGCAACCCAG
Molecule: messenger RNA, 1389 nt
Organism: Hibiscus syriacus
Lineage: Eukaryota; Viridiplantae; Streptophyta; Magnoliopsida; Malvales; Malvaceae
Product: pentatricopeptide repeat-containing protein At5g16640, mitochondrial-like
Exons: 2
Coding region: 23-691 (222 amino acids)
Molecular function (GO): protein binding; cobalamin binding; catalytic activity
Source: RefSeq, a predicted model, not a curated record